Pisolithus orientalis is the source of this 2123-nucleotide messenger RNA. Its product is annotated as alpha beta-hydrolase. The transcript has 14 exons. The record is from RefSeq and is a predicted model, not a curated record. Gene Ontology annotation, molecular function: serine-type carboxypeptidase activity. Bases 147 to 1979 code for a protein of 610 amino acids. Gene Ontology annotation, biological process: proteolysis; apoptotic process. Lineage: Eukaryota; Fungi; Basidiomycota; Agaricomycetes; Boletales; Pisolithaceae. Gene Ontology annotation, cellular component: trans-Golgi network.
GGAUCUGAAUUCUGUCCAGCAGCUUGAUGAGAAUAAUUGUAAGAAUUACUAUCGCUGUGCUCGACGUCAGCGCCUCUCACUGCCAGCACGUCCAUAUUGGUACUAGUUGACUAGCACCUGCUGUCUGUUCAGCGAACCACUAGUCAAUGAUGUCCAGCCUAAGAUUGUGGUGGACAUGGAUGUGGACUUGCCUUCAUGUGCUCAAGCUCGUGACCCCACUCCGCGCAGCACCCACAGACAUUCCUCCGGCAGCAUCUUUCUACGUACCCCAGCUCCCAGGGCUUCAGCAGGAUUCCGAGCACCCGCUGCACGUUUAUGCCGGACACAUCGUUUCAGACCCGAACGUAGCUACAGCAAGUCCUAACGAUGUCCUUGCGCACCUCUUCUUCGUGAUGGUCAAGGCUCGGAGAUCUGCUGACAAGGAGAGGCUAAUGUUUUGGUUCAACGGUGGACCGGGAUGCUCCUCUUUUGACGGCUUGAUGAUGGAGAUUGGACCUUGGAGGAUGGAUGACCGAGGACUGCCAAAAACAGUAGAUGGGGGUUGGGAAGAGUACAUGACUAUUGUCUAUGUCGACCAGCCUGCAGGUACAGGCUUAUCAUAUACCAGUACAGAACAUUAUGUUCACACACUAGAAGAGGCUACUGAACAGCUCAUUCAGUUCCUCCGCACGUUUUAUCAGGUCUUCCCAGAAUAUCGCACGACAGAUACGUACCUUGGAGGCGAGAGCUUCGCAGGGCAAUAUAUCCCAUACUUUGCCAGUGGGAUCCUGGAUUCGAAUUUGAACCUUCCACUUAAAGGUGUCGCAAUUGGGAAUGGAUGGAUAGAUGCCCGAAAUCAAUACCCGGCCUAUAUCGAGUAUGCAGUCGCUCGUGGACUGGUGGAUCUUUCCUCAGAACACUACAGAAACAGUAAAAAGAGAACGGAUGAAUGCAUGGUCGAGCUUAAUCGUAUUACUAACUUGGAACCUAUCAACGUCGAUCAAUGCGAGGGUCUUCUUUCAUAUGUUCUCCAACCCGGACGUCAUGCUGUCAACGGAGUAGAGAAGUGUACGAAUGUUUACGACGUCCGUUUAGAAGACGACGAGCCCUACUGUGGCAUGCAAUGGCCUCCAGAACUCGCGAACACUACCGCUUAUCUUGGCCGUCAGGAUGUCGUGAGGGCGUUUCAUGCCACGUCCAAGCCCGAGAGUUGGGUCGAAUGUGGUAGUCAGGCUGGGAGACAAUUCAAUGCCAAGUUGUCUACGUCGGCUAUCACACUCCUCCCUGGCUUACUUGAGAGGAUCCCGGUCCUCUUGUUCGCGGGAGAUCAGGAUUUCAUUUGCAACUAUAUGGGAAUCGAGAGUAUGAUCAAGUCUAUGACGUGGAAUGGUGAAAAAGGCUUAGGGAAGGUCCAGACCAAGUUAUGGACUGUGGACGAACAGCCAGCGGGCACGUGGGUGUCCUCGAGGAACCUUACAUAUGCUAAGAUAUUUAAUGCUUCCCACAUGGCGCCGUAUGACGUACCGGACGUUACACACGAUAUGAUACUUCGCUUCGUGGAUAUGAAUUUUUCGGCUAUCGUAGAUGGUUCAGCACGCAUCCCAAGUAGUGUUGGUGAUGAGUCCAAGCCCCUCUUCCUUGAAGACACUUUCCCAAGCAGCAUUCCUGUCAAGUCUCCUGAGGAGAUCAAAGCACAGUGGGAAGCUUACUACAAUGCGGGUUCCGCCGUUCUAAUAUUGCUCCUCAUUGCCGUUGCAAUUGGGGUUUGUAUAUGGUGUCGUCUCCGCCGGCGACCCAUCCAGCUUCUCCGACAGACCUCCAAUAGAGCAUCAGAAGAGAACAUUCCACUGACCCGCACUCUUGACCCUGACAGCGAGGAGGUUCUUCAUCGAAAUUUUAAAGGCAAAGAGCGGGCAACUGAGGACGAGGAAGUUGGCACUGCUAUUUUUGAUGUUGGAGAUGAUGAGGACUACCACACUGAUAAUAGUCAUCACCGCUAACUUCGACUCUAUCUGUAGACUUUGCCUGUGGACACUAGUGCAGAAUCUCAAUCUGAGCCUUGUACAACGAAUCUCCAUUGUAGAGCUCGACGGUCGUUGCUCCCGCUUUACCUACAUACUGGCCAAACACGUGUGAAACAGGCU